CCCCUCUAGAUGCCCCAAUCACCUCUCUAGCCCCACUAAAGUGUUCCAGGCCCUUCUUUCCCCGAGACUCUUGAGAGUGUGGACAACUACCCAUGAGUUUCCCGCCCCCAUACAGCCAACUCCAGACACCUCUCAGGCACAAACCAACCCUUCUAGAAUCAUCUUAGUCUCUCUAAAUCCUCCCUCAGAUCUUUCUUUGCCCCUCCCCACGCCCCUUUUCUACUCCUCUCCACGUCCCCUAGCCCCUUCUCAGUUCUUCAAGACAUUGCCCAGGCCCCUCCUAGACCCUGUAAAUGCUCCCCACAUUCCUGCCCAUCUCUCUAGUUCCUCUUCCUGGUUCCUCUUGGCCUCUCUAGACACCCCAAGUUUCCUUGUCUGGGUGGCUCAGGGCCUCUCCAAGCCCCUACCAUUCUGGAGACAGCCACUUUCUCCUAACUGCCACACCCCCCCAAGUCUCCGUGGGCCUGGGGAGCGGCAGGAUGGCGGCAGGCGUGGCCACGUGGCUGCCUUUUGCCCGGGCGGCAGCGGUGGGCUGGCUGCCCCUGGCCCAGCAGCCCCUUCCCCCGGCGCCGGGGGUGAAGGCAUCUCGAGGGGAUGAGGUUCUGGUGGUGAACGUGAGCGGAAGGCGCUUUGAGACCUGGAAGAACACGCUGGACCGCUACCCAGACACCCUACUGGGCAGCUCCGAGAAGGAGUUCUUCUACGACGCAGACUCAGGCGAGUACUUCUUCGAUCGCGACCCGGACAUGUUCCGGCACGUGCUGAACUUCUACCGCACGGGCCGGCUGCACUGCCCGCGGCAGGAGUGCAUUCAGGCCUUCGACGAAGAGCUGGCCUUCUAUGGCCUGGUCCCCGAGCUCGUCGGUGACUGCUGCCUCGAAGAGUACCGGGACCGCAAGAAGGAGAACGCCGAGCGCCUAGCGGAGGACGAAGAGGCCGAGCAGACUGGGGACGGCCCAGCCCUGCCCGUGGGCAGCACCCUGCGCCAGCGGCUCUGGCGGGCCUUCGAGAAUCCACACACAAGCACCGCGGCCCUCGUUUUCUACUAUGUGACCGGCUUUUUCAUCGCCGUGUCGGUCAUCGCCAACGUAGUGGAGACCAUCCCGUGCCGCGGCUCUGCGCGACGACCCUCGAGGGAACAGCCCUGUGGCGACCGCUUCCCAAUGGCCUUUUUCUGCAUGGACACGGCCUGUGUACUCAUAUUCACGGGUGAAUACCUCUUGCGGCUAUUUGCUGCCCCCAGCCGUUGCCGCUUCCUGCGGAGUGUCAUGAGCCUCAUUGACGUGGUGGCCAUUCUGCCCUACUACAUUGGGCUUUUGGUGCCCAAGAACGAGGAUGUCUCAGGCGCCUUUGUCACCCUGCGUGUGUUCCGGGUGUUUCGCAUCUUCAAGUUCUCCAGGCACUCACAGGGCUUGAGGAUUCUGGGCUACACACUCAAGAGCUGUGCCUCUGAGCUGGGCUUUCUCCUCUUUUCCCUCACCAUGGCCAUCAUCAUCUUCGCCACCGUCAUGUUCUAUGCUGAGAAGGGCACCAGUAAGACUAACUUUACAAGCAUCCCUGCAGCGUUCUGGUAUACCAUUGUCACCAUGACCACACUUGGUUAUGGAGACAUGGUUCCUAGCACCAUUGCUGGCAAGAUUUUCGGGUCCAUCUGCUCGCUCAGUGGCGUCUUGGUCAUUGCCCUGCCUGUGCCAGUCAUUGUGUCCAACUUCAGCCGCAUCUACCACCAGAACCAGCGGGCUGACAAGCGCCGAGCACAGCAGAAGGUGCGCUUGGCAAGGAUCCGGUUAGCAAAGAGUGGUACCACCAACGCCUUCCUGCAGUACAAGCAGAAUGGGGGCCUCGAGGACAGUGGCAGUGGAGAGGAACAGGCGCUGUGUGUCAGGAACCGUUCUGCUUUCGAGCAGCAGCAUCACCACUUGCUGCAUUGUCUAGAAAAGACAACGUGCCAUGAGUUCACAGAUGAGCUAACCUUCAGCGAAGCCCUGGGAGCCGUCUCGCUGGGUGGUCGCACCAGCCGUAGCACUUCUGUGUCCUCCCAGCCAGUGGGGCCUGGCAGCCUGCUAUCUUCUUGCUGCCCCCGCAGGGCCAAGCGCCGUGCCAUCCGCCUUGCUAACUCCACUGCCUCAGUCAGCCGUGGCAGUAUGCAGGAGUUGGACACGCUGGCAGGGCUUCAGAGGAGCCCUGCUCCUCAGAGCCGCUCAAGCCUCAAUGCCAAGCCCCAUGACAGCCUUGACCUGAACUGCGACAGCCGGGACUUCGUGGCUGCCAUUAUCAGCAUCCCUACCCCUCCUGCCAACAGCCCAGAUGAGAGCCAACCUUCCUCCCCUGGCGGCGGCGGUGGUGGCAGAGCCAGCAGCACCCUCAGGAAUUCCAGCCUGGGUACCCCCUGCCUCCUCCCUGAGACUGUCAAGAUCUCUUCCCUGUGAGGGAUGGGCCAGACCAUUCAGAGGGCUCUCUUCAUUUUGGGGACUCCUUUCCAAAGCCAUAUAUCAGGGAGGCAGAGAGGGGCAGACCUGGGGACCCUUUUUGCCUACCACUGAGAACUAUGCAAUGAAGUUUCAUGGAAUGGCCCACAUGCUGGGGAAGUAACCAGGAAAUGGGAAACUUCCCCCCAGCCCAGACAGUUUUCCUGGGCUUCCACAGGCCCCUGGCCUCCUUGCCCCAGCACACUGGGACUGGCCCCACUCCCCAGCUGGCCUCCUGCAUGCCCCUCCCCUUGGGCCCUCAGAGGUAGGUAAAGCUCCCAUCUGACAUCUGAACUCUGGCCAGAGAAGGAGAGUUGAGAUUUCCUCUUCUUUCUGGCUGGGCUGUGGAGGUUUGGAGGUUCAGAGAGGAGAACUCUUACCUCUGAUCUGGCCUCUAGGAGAGGUCUCCACCUGGCCCAACAUAUUCCGAAGCUUGGAAUGCAAUCAGGCUUCAUGGGCUGUGGCCUCAGCAGUGACCUACUACCCCUAAGCCUUGGCUGAGGGGUCAGGCUGCCUCUCCCAACACACAGAUAGCACAAACUCCACCACCCCCUUCCCUGGAUGCUGGAAAUGGGUCCCCACAACUCUGUCCUUUGCUGGGCCCCCAGCAAACUCUAGCAAUAGCAGCUGCUGCCAUGACAUUAUGCAAAGCCUCUGACCAGUUUGCUGCAGCAUUUACAUCUGCCCUAAUCAGAGGGGCCACCUCUAACUACUCUCCUUUCUGGUUUGCUUCCUUCCUGGGUUGGGCUUGAGUCUGUACUGGCUGAGAUAAGAACCUGGCAGCCAGCAAGAACUAGGCUGUGUUUGGAGAUCAUGGGCUGAUUCCAUGUUCUUGGGCAGGAGUCCAGAAGUUUUAGAGGCUGAGGCUGGGUUAUUCUCAAACUCUUGGAGUUGUAGAAGGCAGGAGGAACUUCUUGAUCUCUGCCUUCUCUCCCACAACUUCUCUUCACAUAUUCCUCUCUUCUCCCUCUUGGGUCACCUUCCGGAACUGUGCUCUCAGGCUGAAAUCUGGCAUCAUCUCAGGUUCCCUGUCCCCAGCGCUGUCCCUGUGGAGCUGGCGGCUGACAAAGAUGUAGUUUCUUCCAUCAGUCAAUAAAACCUGAGAGGAGAGAUCA
Messenger RNA from Carlito syrichta (Philippine tarsier), 3583 nucleotides. RefSeq names its product potassium voltage-gated channel subfamily D member 1 (gene KCND1). Lineage: Eukaryota; Metazoa; Chordata; Mammalia; Primates; Tarsiidae. Gene Ontology annotation, cellular component: membrane; voltage-gated potassium channel complex. The transcript has 6 exons. Gene Ontology annotation, molecular function: protein binding; A-type (transient outward) potassium channel activity. Bases 480 to 2429 code for a protein of 649 amino acids. Gene Ontology annotation, biological process: protein homooligomerization; potassium ion transmembrane transport. The record is from RefSeq and is a predicted model, not a curated record.